Messenger RNA from Prorocentrum cordatum, 2019 nucleotides. Lineage: Eukaryota; Dinophyceae; Prorocentrales; Prorocentraceae. The record is from the annotation of a GenBank genome assembly.
AUGCGCCGCUCCGCGGGCGCCGCGCCAGCCCCAGCGGCCGGCGCCGCCCCGCGCCCGUGGUGGCUGCCCGCGCUGCUGCUGUGCUCCGUGGGGCGCGCGGCCCCCUUCUGCGAGGAGGGCAACUGCCGCCGGGGCACCUUCGAUUACGUGGCGCAGCGCUUCUACCAGAGCCGCGUCGGCACGCCAGACUCGCAGCUCGACGGCUUACACCUCACGGUGACUAGCGAACACAUGUUCACAGCGUACCUCGACGAAUCGGCACCGCGCCAGACAGGAGCGCACAUUGUCGGAGAUGCAGGAGUCGUGCUUGGCGACUCCGUGUAUUUCGCCACCUUCGACUUCGACGGGUCGCUCCAGAAAUACAGCUCUUCUUUGAGUUUUCAGGAGGAGCUGCACCUUGGCGGGUACGGCGGCCAAUACUUCUCCGCCGUAGCAAGCCUGGGCUCCAGCCACCUCGUCCUCGGAACUGGCGGGACCCCCGGGCGUAUCCUCACGGUGGAGACGGACCCGGCGAUGCAGUACGUAUCGGCGUUUGCGUGUCCUGCGGAUGUCGGCGGGGUGUUGGGCCUGGCCACGGACGGAACUGCAGUGCUUGUCCUGGUCGGCAGCCCCCCGGCACGGGUGCUGCUGCUCCAGGCCUCUCCGGACGGCAAUCUCACCCUCGAAGACACGCUGACAAUUUCAGACGACGACGAGAUUUCAGCCCCUGUGUCGCCGAAUUUCCUUGAUACGCAAAAUGACAUUGCCUAUGUAGCCACGCGCAAAGGAUGCUUCUUCCGAAUCAAGUAUGCAUCGUGGGAGUUGGAGCUCGACAGUUGGGGGUCGAGUUGCUCCACCCAGGUCUCUGGGCUGUUUGGACUUGCCGCUGACAGCGGGACGCAGAAGGCCGUUGUCAUUUCCGUCUCCCCCUACCGGCAGCUUGCUGUGUUGAGCCUCUCGUCCGGCCUAGUCGAGCAGACCUUGCCACUGUCAAAAGAUCUGGCGUACGUCACUAAUUUAUUCAUCACCAGUCCCGCGUCUGGAAGCGUCGCACAAGCCAUCAUUGUCGGGCAGUCCCGCCGUAGCAUCCCAGCCAUUAUGCAGGUCAAUCUGGGUAGUGGUGACUUGGGCUCCAGCUGGGGCCUAAUCGCUGGUGGCAUCUGCGAUGAGUACUCGUGGACAGAGGACAAGCGAAUUGUGUGGGUUGAGGGCACAGAGCACAGGAGGUACCCAGCGCGGUACUAUGGCUGCAUAUGGGUACCCCUGGGUCGCCAAGCCACGGGCGCGGCAAUCUCCAACGAAAAGCUGUACUUGGCCACUGAGCGCACCCGGUGCACCGUGUGCACCACCGACGAGCCUGUCUUCGGCAGCGACGAGGGCUUCUGCGUGGAGGAGCACGAGGAAUACAGGGCCCCCGCGGCAAAGUGCGGCCAGGAGGCGCACAACACCCGGCCGCUCAUCUGGGAGCGGGCCCUCUCGUACGACCAGCUGCAGCACCUCACCAACCAGCUGUAUGGAGCGGUGAACACGUCCAUCAUGAGUUUCCAGAUCGGCGAAAUACCGAAGAUCGGUGGCAUGUACGCACCCAAAAUCGCGAGCGGAGCGCCUCCUAGCGGGCCCGCGCCCUGGCUGACCGUGGUCGCGCUCGUCGUCAUCCUGGCGCUGCUGCCUGGCGUCGAGGCGACCACAACCAAGAGCUUCCACCAGUCGGAGGAGGGCUGCAACUGCCUGCGGAACUGCGAGAUCUUCGACAUGGGGGACUGCAGCGACGACACCGAGACGAACCGGAGGGCCUUCGAGGAGGCCUGGGCCAAGCUGCCCGACGGCAGCGACAACCUGUGCAAGGCGCUGCAGGCCAUGGCCUUCUGCAGCGUGCGCCAGGCGGAGCUCGACGUCGGCCACGAGGAGGUGGUCCUGUGCCAGGGCAUCGCCAAGCAGAUCGGGUGCGAGGUCGACUGCGGGGGGGCGGCGCGGCGGGGCCGCAGGUGGAUCCUGCCCAGCGCCGUCCUCGUGGCAGUCGCAGCCGCUGCGCUUGCCUGA